Molecule: messenger RNA, 429 nt
Organism: Sparassis crispa
Lineage: Eukaryota; Fungi; Basidiomycota; Agaricomycetes; Polyporales; Sparassidaceae
Exons: 1
Coding region: 1-429 (142 amino acids)
Source: RefSeq, a predicted model, not a curated record
AUGCCCCCACCACCGAGACACAUGCCCCCAGGGUCACCAUCAAGGAGUGGUGCCCCUGGACUGCUGACUGGUCCUACCCCUGGACCGCUGGCUGGCUAUGCCCCUCGACCUCCAGUUGGUCCUGCCCCCACCCCUGUGAAGUCACAUGCACAGCGGGCCUACAAGCACAUUGACAAUGAUGAGUCGGAGUCGGAGUCAGAGCUGUCCAUAACAGAUGGCGACAAUGAGCCCGAUGAAGCCAAGGUCCAGCAGCUCAACAAGCAGUGUCAGAGGAACCACAGCCUGAUGAACUUGCCCAGGCAAGGAGCAUCGAGGAGCGACGACAAGGGGAAGACAGUGCCGCAGCCAUCGGACACCAAUAAUGAUGUCUCGCCCACCCUGCACAACUGGCCUGAUACGUUCCCCCUACCGGUCAACACGCAGCUGUGA